AUGUCGGGUUGCCUUGACCAAAUAAGUUGCAACUGCAACAUCGAUUUGGACGGUAAGAGAAACGCUGUUGCCUCAAUCACUGCUGCAACUCUGUUCUCGGUAGCUUGGUGGCUCAUGAUCGAUACAUCUGCCGUCUACGGAAAGGCUGAUUGGAAUAAUGUGUACUACAUAAUAACUGUAGGAAGCACACUUGCGAUGUUUAUGGUAAAUGCUGUAUCUAAUAGUCAAGUGCGGGGUGAAAGUUUACAUGAAGGACUGUUAGGAACGAAAGGCUCACGCCUUUGGCUAAUGGCGGCAUUCGUACUCUCAUUCGCAUCAUUGGUGGCUGCCACAUGGGUACUCUUCAGCGACUAUGUUCUUCUUACUGGGGAUCAUCCCGUAUGGCCUGGAGUGGCUCUUUUCCUAACCAAUUUUAUAAUUUUUGCUUCAUCUUGUGUGUACAAAUUUGGUCGUACCGAAGAAAUGUGGGGAUGA
Messenger RNA from Haemonchus placei, 474 nucleotides. Lineage: Eukaryota; Metazoa; Nematoda; Chromadorea; Rhabditida; Trichostrongylidae. The record is from the annotation of a GenBank genome assembly.